This is a messenger RNA of Daphnia magna, 549 nucleotides long. RefSeq lists its product as uncharacterized. Bases 55 to 549 code for a protein of 164 amino acids. Lineage: Eukaryota; Metazoa; Arthropoda; Branchiopoda; Diplostraca; Daphniidae. The transcript is spliced from 2 exons. The record is from RefSeq and is a predicted model, not a curated record.
UAUUCUGUGCUAAGUUAGGUUUUUUGCAGUUUUGAACUAGAAUAGUUGUGUCAAAUGUCCGAGUUGUUACCGUUCAGUGAUGUUCAAACUAAUCAAAUACUGUUGAUUGCUGGAUACUUUAAACGUGAGCCCAAGAAGAAGGCUGGUAACGUAACAGCGGAAUAUUCAAGAAUCUUACAAAGAAAAGCACGAAAGUACAUCGACGAGUGGCUUAUGAAAGGUGUCCCACCAGUUACGUUUGAUAAAUUAGCAAGAUCAGCACCAUGGAUUUUUGAAAAGUUUGAGUUGACGAAGUCUGUAGUUCAAGAAAACAUAUCCACCCAGCCAUGUCAAUCGACAUCAAAGCCAACACCUGUUCCAGGAAACACAACUACACUUAAUGGCUACCAUACAUCGCAGGAUACUUAUGGACAAGAAGGUGGAACGUCACACAUUGCUGAACUGUUGUUUAGUGAAGAUGAUGAUGAUGAUGGAGAUGAUACGUCACAUGAAUUUGAAGGAAUGCCAGCUAAUUUUUUAUGUGGUGGAGAGUAUUUGGAAAAACACUGA